AUGAGGAAUGUGGAAAACAAAACAUUGGAUCAAAUAAAAGAGCUGGAGCGAGAACAUGUGGAAGUUUAUAGUCAUCUAAUUAGCACAUUGGAUGAAUUAUAUUUACUUCGUGGUGGUUACUAUGCAGCGGGAGAACUCAACCUAGACGAAAAACAUCUUCUUGAGAUGCGAAGACAAUUACAAAUGAGCCUUGACAAGAGUGGUGCAAUGCUCAAAACGUUUCAAAGGUUAAAUUUGAAAAAGAAGAAGAAGAAUGGCAAUAUUGUAGGUUUAGCUACGGAUGACCAAGAAGCGGAACAAGAACAAGAACAAGAACAAGAAAAAGAGGGUGAUGAAGAGAUACUUGCCAUGCGACUAGGUGACUUGAUGAAGGAUAAUUUCAAGUUAGAUGAGCAAUUAUUUGAUGCACAUGGCGAAAUGGAUGAGACACUACGGACCUUAUUCAACGAGAAAAAACAGCAUCGAAAGCUGUUGGGUCAAUUAACAGAAGCUGAUCAUGCCAGACAGAGUAGGAUAAAGGAAAGCCAGAACGAAAGUCAAUAUCAUCGGAAAAAUGCUGCGUCUAGAAGGGAUAUAUCCACUGCCAGUGACGACGAACAGGACGUAACUCUUCAGCGAGAAAACCUAGCAUUAGAAGAGUUGCUGAAAUCGAUGCAAGUGUUGACAGGUCAUCACACCAGUUAA
This is a messenger RNA of Naumovozyma castellii, 684 nucleotides long. RefSeq names its product Mcm16p (gene MCM16). The record is from RefSeq and is a predicted model, not a curated record. NCBI's taxonomy places the organism in Eukaryota, Fungi, Ascomycota, Saccharomycetes, Saccharomycetales, Saccharomycetaceae. Bases 1 to 684 code for a protein of 227 amino acids. The transcript has a single exon.